UAAAGCUUUCUAAGGUUGACGCUGCCUUUCUUCGUUUUCCGUCACUGGAAGGAAGCCUUGCUCGUCUUUGAAUCUCUCCCUCAAUUCUUCGAUUCUUCCUUUCUCUCUCUGUUUCUCAGUGCUCAUCCACACGCAGAGGAAGUUCACUUUCAGGUGUUUAUGGAUUCGAGAUGCAGAGGCUCUUACUCGUUCUCUUCGAUCUUUGCCUCCCAAUCGACCUUUCAUCUAAUCGCUUUCUCGGUGUCGUCUUUCGUUCGCGCUUUCUCCACUCGAUUAACGCCUUGGUUUAGAGAGCUCCGGAUUAGUGUUCCUGUAUAGCAAAAGUAGCAGAAAAUUCUGGGAUGUAAAUUCUGCAAGGUAAUAUAGGGACAGGACUUAUUGGGAUUCCUGCGACACAAAUUAAGAGGUCAUCUCAAAAUUUUGGAUAGCAAGUACACAGGAGAAGGUGCACGAAGAAGGGUUUACGACUUUGUGUUAACUUAUACCCUUUUUUAGGGAAUGAUUGGCGGCAUUUCUUCACAUUCAAAGAUGUCGUGGAAGAAGGGUAGAUCUGCUGGUUGGGCUGCUGUUAAUCUCAAGCAAAUGCAAAAACAAGAUCUGAAACCAGAGUUUGAUGAUGACCCCUAUCCAUUCAUUCAAAAUAGGACAAACACUAUUGCACCCUCUGGGAGCUCAAUACUAAGCAAUGUUCCAUCAGUGAAGUCCUUCUCAUCAGUGCUCCAACCUAAAAUGGACUUUCCAAUUCUCAUUGAUGACAAUGAUUCGAAAAGACAAUUACUAGAUAAUAAUUCUAAUAGCAUGCUUGGUAAUAAGAUUGUCAAAGAGAAUAAUACCUUUCUGGCCCUUAAAAAGCUUAAAGAGCUCCAUGCCUGGGCUGACAAUAGUUUGAUUGAGGACAUUUUAGCUGCUGUUGACAACAAUUUUGACCAGGCUUCUACUCUAUUGAAGGCUAUGGUUACCUCCAGCAGCUCUGAAGAGAGUAAGACAGUAGACCUUACAGAACCAAGCUCUGUUUUUGUGGAUUGUCUCCACACCAAGAAGACAGAAGAGGUGGAUGAAGAUUUUCUUUCAGAAAAUAUGAUAGACCUUGCAGAACUGAAAGCUGUUCUUCAGGGCUGUCUUGAUGACAAGAAGCCUGAACAUACAGAUGAAGGAGUUAUUUUUGAAAAUAAGUUAUCUAAUGAUACUAUGGACUUGAAAUUGAUUUCAAGAUCAUUAAUGUCUGUACCUGCUGCGCCUGAGUGGGAAGAGGAUGAUGUAUACUUGAACCAUCGUAAAGAUGCAAUAAGGGUGACGAGGUCAGCAUCUCAGCAUUCACGAGCAGCCAAUAAUGCCUUUCUAAGAGGUGACCACUUCUCUGCUCAACAGCUCUCGCAUAAGGCCCGGGAAGAAUGGAGGCUUGUUGAACAGCUGAAUGCAAAGGCAGCUGAGGAAAUUUUAACUAUCAGGAAUAGCAAAAAUAACAUAUGGAAGUUGGACUUACAUGGCCUCCAUGCAUAUGAAGCUGUGCAUGCCUUACAGAAACACCUUCAGAAGAUUGAAACACAGACUGCUUUAAGUCGUACUAUAUCUCCCAAGAAAGUCGAGCCCAAAGUUGAAAUAACAUGUCCUCAAUCACUCAGCUCACCUAGUUGCAAGGUCAUGGAGGUGAAACCUGACAUACAAAACUACGCAUUAACCAGUCAGAGACGAGCAAUAUUGGAAGUUGUAACAGGGAUGGGUAACCACAGCCAAGGGGAAGCUGCUCUGCCUUCAGCCAUCAGAAGUUUCCUCAUUGAGCAUGGGUAUCGUUUUGAUGAGUUGAGGCCUGGUGUGAUUGCAGUGCGUCCCAAGUUCCGUAACAGGUGAAAACAUUAGGUUAGGUGUUGCCUAUUGUAAAUUUUUAAUUAUUUAUUCAUUGCAGAUUACUGCAUGUGAUUUAAUUCAUCUUUAAGGAGUUAUUAAAUUUUUCUUUAGGGGGUCUUUGCUCAAUAAGAUCUUCAGAGAAUUGUUCCCAACAGGUUUGAGCAUCUUAUGAAUUGUAAUUUGUAAUGGUCUGUGUUGUAUUGUA
Telopea speciosissima is the source of this 2050-nucleotide messenger RNA. RefSeq lists its product as uncharacterized. The transcript is spliced from 5 exons. The coding region runs from base 499 to 1848 and encodes 449 amino acids. Lineage: Eukaryota; Viridiplantae; Streptophyta; Magnoliopsida; Proteales; Proteaceae. The record is from RefSeq and is a predicted model, not a curated record.